AUGUGUGGCUCAGUAACUCAUUCAACGCUUUACGGAUGUUACCGAAGCCUGUUAGAAGCGGUUGCACGUUUGAAAGAAGUAAUGCCAGGAGGUGAGCUUGCAGGCUGUUUGUCAGGUGGAACAUCCGAAGGCAAAGUAGCAAACUGGAAACGCCGCCGCGCCACCGACGAGACGCUUUCCGAGCAAUGGAACCUACAGGAAGCUAUCAGUAUCGGUUCAAAAGUUGAAUUGGUGCGCUGGGCGACGGUGUCCGGUGUAUUAGCUGUUUCUGCCUGUUCUUUGGUAACACUGUUGAAAGAGCAACCAAUCCUCGCAGAUGCGAAUGCAGAUGUUGUUUACCAGCAAGGUGUUUGUUGCAUCGAAGCCGACAAACUCAAUUUUAGGACAUUUCAGGGCACAGUUAAGCAAACGAUAUCAAUGCCCGAAAUGGAAGGCGAUCCGAUGAUGCUGGAUAUCAAUGGUUCCUGGAUGUGUGUCACUAACAGCAAUGGCUUCAUUCGUAUCUACGAUUUAUCCGCAAGAAUGUUACAGGUGCUUCACUUUCAGACAUACCCGAGCAUAAUGGUUUGGGAUGCAGAUUCUGAUACAGUAUCAAAUUUCAAUUUUAUAUAUGGCAUGACUGACCAGCAAAAGUAUGAAGCAGAUGCCGAUACAGCGCUUGCUGCUGGACAACGCCCAAGCACUGCUGCUGCGCGGUUUGUGCUUCUCUCUCUUUGA
Gongylonema pulchrum is the source of this 717-nucleotide messenger RNA. The record is from the annotation of a GenBank genome assembly. Lineage: Eukaryota; Metazoa; Nematoda; Chromadorea; Rhabditida; Gongylonematidae.